AUGAAACAACAACCAGAAAAUCAGUGCAGUUUGCAAACAAAGAGACACUUGUAUCCAAUUCAAGAAUUUCAUUUCACACAAGAAGGAUGUUUUGGUGACGAAUUACCAAAUCAUGCCUCCUCGGCAAUACAGAAUAACGUUGAAAACAUGUCUAGUUGUUCUUCAUUCAUUUCGCACCAUGAUUUAAGAAACAUUCUCAUUAACAUUUCAGAAUGUGUCCAUCCACAAGUUGAAAAAAGAUUUUCAUGGAUUUAUAAAGCUCAAUCCAAUGCCUUACUUUUUUCUAUUUUGGGAGAUCAUUCACACUAUAAUAUUGCUCAAUCAUUGCAUGUUUUAAGAUCAGCAUGUGAAAACAACAAACGAGAGAAUGUCCACAGUUCUGGAGUGAAUUUGUUAAGAAGAGCCUUCGCCGUGCAUGUUCUAAAUUCUCAAAAUAGUUCACCUCAACCAUGUCAAAAUUCUCGUGUGGACACCACAGCAACAUUACAACUCUAUCAAGAUUUGUGUUUUUCAGAUAUCAAUAUCUUACCACAAGCUAGGAAAAGUAAUGCCGUGAAUUUCUACUCAUUCUGUCUCUAUCAAAGUGAACGUAAACGAAUUCGCUUACAUUAUAUUUACCCAACCACCACUACUACAAACACUACAACUACCAAAAGUGAUUCUUCCAACACGACCUCUCAAGAAGAUGAACGCACGAUUCCAAGCCAUCCUCAUCAUGUUCAACAAGAUCAGUUUCCUCAUGAUCACUAUGGAAAUGCCUCGAGUAUCAUUUUGUGUGGUUCUCUCGUGAAUCAAUUCUUUCAAGUGAAACGAGUGGAAACCAUUCAUUCCAACACAAACUGUUCGGCAGAAUAUGCCAUGUAUAAAUUAUGUCGAGGAGGAAAACAAGAAUUUCAAAUGCUCCAACGUUACUGA
This is a messenger RNA of Naegleria lovaniensis, 915 nucleotides long. RefSeq lists its product as uncharacterized. Lineage: Eukaryota; Heterolobosea; Eutetramitea; Acrasida; Naegleriidae. The transcript has a single exon. Bases 1 to 915 code for a protein of 304 amino acids. The record is from RefSeq and is a predicted model, not a curated record.